ACGGAAUAAGUGACCAAAGUGUUUGCAGCUGCUAAGCCAACUGGCAGCUGAAAACAGCCGAUUUCGGAGGGUAGUGCUGCCAGGAACCCCUAAACCAACUCCCUACUAUAGCCCACCCCACAGGUAACUGCUAUACCAGGCAAACCGAUGCAUAUCUCCUUCCGCCGUAUGUAGUAAUCAACGAUAAAGUUGCCUGCUUUCCGGCAAGGGGAAGAAGGUCAGAACUUGCCGGCGGUACACCCCGUGCUCCGCUACCCCUCGCUACUGCCGAAGCACGCAAGCGACAAUCGGAUGUUUGUAACCUGGUUAUCUUCAGAAUACGUUUUUCUUUCUCUUUCAUCCUUGUCUCACCGCCAAUAAAGCACAUACAACAUCAAUUCAGCAUCUCUUCCAAGUAUUUCCCUUUACCUAAGUUAUCAAUGUGAAGACGAGCAAAAUGAGCGAAUCAAAGAAGAAAGGCUGCACGACUGGUUGUUGCAGCGCUCUUCCCCCGCCGCCUCCAAAGGUGAGAGACGUUGGUUGUAGCUCGGGGUGCUGCAGUGGCAACAGGAAGGUGGAAGCUGAAGAAGUGAAUGAUUGCUGUAAGCCGCAGGUUCCAAAAAGUAAGGACUGCAGCUCCGUCGCCUGUGAAACUCCCGGCGGUGCUUCUGAGCCCGACGACGAUUGCUGCAAGCCUGAAAAGCCAAAUUCCCUCGAUAGUUGCCGAGAUACCUGUUGCAAACCCAAGGAAAGGGUUGAUGACUGCUGUGUACCGAAAGCAGCAAAUACGGCCCCCGCAAGCUCAACUAGUUGCUGCGCUUCUAAAGCCGAACAAGGCAUCGAGGACAGUUGCUGCAAACCUGUAGAAGCCGCCAUCAAUGAAUGCUGUCAAGAUUCCUGUUGCGAUGCCGAGGAAGAAGUCGAUAAUACUUAUAAUGGACCACCAGACGGUCUUCCACGGGAUACCUACAAAGACACCUGCUGUUCGACUACGAAGCCCGACACGGUUGAGCCAUCUUGCUGCGAGGGCAAACAGAGGCCAUGCUGCGACACAACAUGUAUCGACCGACUCGUAAUCCGAGAGACUGCUAUCGAAAGGGGGCAAGGUGAUGGUGCAGCUUCAACCUCUAGCUGCAGCCCAUCCCCUGCUAAAGAGGAGUCAAUUCGCGAGAAAUAUGAAAUCAGACUCGCGGCCCUCGGGUGUCUGUGCCGAGCACUCAUCGCUCUAGGUCAAGAAUCAUGUUGUGCAGCUCGUGACGUUCCCUCGGAGGAAAGGAAGCGCGGACCUAAGAGAACUGCUCGUCCUAAGUCCCAGGAGAAACAGGCCCCAACUUGCAAGCCAAAAGCAGUGGAAAAUUGUUGUUCGAAGUCCCCGAUGCGUAAACCCACAGCGUCGAAAACUCGAGGCGGUACAUCUUGUAACAAGGGUUGCUGUAAGGGAGCAGCGGAUUCUUCCACAACCGAACCUGCUAAAGAAUCUAGCUGUUGCUCUAAAAGUCUAAGUCCUAAAGGAAGUUGUUGUCAGCAAGAUAAAAACAUCAUUAUCGAACAUACUCUAAGGACGAACGGGAGUCAAGAUGCUGCGACCACUGACCUUGAGAAAGGGCUCUCCGGUUCCGAGCGUGUCGUUCUCAAUGUCACCGGAAUGACAUGUACGGGCUGCGAGACUAAGCUACGGCAAACGUUGGGCAGAGUUGAUGCUGUGAAGAAUCUCAAGACGAGCCUCGUUAUGGCCAGAGUUGAAUUUCAACUAGACUUCAGUUUAGCCACGCCAGAGGAUAUUGUCAAGCAUAUCGAGAGAACGACCGAGUUCAAGUGCGAGAGGAUGGCAACCCACGGUUCGACGCUGGACAUUAUUCCUAUCGGAGGAGCCAAACAAUUUAUCCAGCAGCCCAUGCCUCUAGGCGUAGAAAACGUAGAUCUCGUCGAUGAGCGCACUGUUCGUAUUACGUUCGAGCCAGAGGCCAUUGGGGCCCGCGACCUGAUUAAUAAAGGGUUUCAGACUCCGGUUACUCUCGCCCCUCCGCAGGCUGACCCAUCAAUUGCUGCGGGAAGUAAGCAUGUUCGACAUAUGGGCUGGACGACCGUGGCUUCGGCACUUCUCACUAUACCUGUGUUGGUGUUAGCAUGGGCCCCGUUGGAAGAGCGUCCGGUCGUAUAUAGCAGUGUUUCCCUAGGCCUAGCGACUAUUGUUCAGAUCUUCAUCGCAGGUCCAUUCUACCCGAAGGCUCUAAAAAGUUUAGUGUUUUCCAAAGUGGUCGAAAUGGAUCUGUUGAUAGUCUUGAGUACCACUGCGGCAUACAUAUUUUCGGUCGUUUCAUUCGGCUAUCUGGCUAGCGGUCAACCAUUCUCGACGGGUAACUUCUUUGAAACAAGUACCUUGUUAGUCACCCUGAUUAUGGUAGGGCGGUGGGUCAGCGCCCUUGCUCGUCAGAAAGCCGUCGAGAGCAUUUCUAUCCGGUCUUUACAAGCUUCUACUGCGAUUCUAAUUUCGGAUGGGGGCGCCGAAAUCGACAUUGACACUAGACUGCUUCAGUAUGGCGACGUAUUCAAGGUCAUUCCUCAUACUCAGGCGCCUACGGACGGUGUCAUUGUCUCUGGUGCAACGGAGGUAGAUGAAUCAAUGCUAACAGGUGAAUCACGCCUCAUUGAGAAGAAGCCGGGGUCUACGAUUCUUGCUGGGUCACUGAAUGGCAAUGGAACCGUUACAGUACGCCUUACGAAAUUACCGGGGCAGAAUACCAUCAGCACCAUUGCUGCAAUGGUCGAUGAUGCCAAGCUCUCAAAACCCAAGAUCCAGGACCUCGCUGACCGGAUCGCUUCAUACUUUGUCCCCGUAGUUAUUUCCUUGACUUUAAUUACAUUUAUCGCUUGGGUUGGCGUGGGAAUUCGCAGCCAAAGAAAAUCAGGAAGCGAGGCUGUGACACAGGCGAUAACAUACGCCAUCACAGUACUUAUAGUCUCAUGUCCAUGUGCUAUUGGUCUAGCAGUUCCUAUGGUCAUUGUAAUUGCGUGUGGUGUUGCCGCAGAGAAGGGACUGGUUUUCAAGGCAAGCGAGACUAUAGAAAUCGCCUACAAGGCCUCACACGUCGUUUUCGACAAGACUGGCACGUUGACCGAAGGAAAGCUAUCUGUUGUGAGCGAGGAGUAUCUGCUAGGAGCGCAACAUGCCGUUACCUCGAAGAUCUUGGGUUUGUUGACAGACAUUAACCACCCAGUCUCGUCCGCCAUCACAACUCACCUGAAAAGCCGGGAGGUUAUUGCUGCUAAGGUCGGUGAGGUUAAGUCCCUCCCUGGUAAAGGGGUACAAGGUUAUAUCGACGGACUUUGCAUCCAGGCUGGCAACUCCUGCUGGCUCGGUACUGAGUCUGAUCUCCGCGUGCAAGCUGUACUAUCAAAAGGCUAUACUGCCUUCUGCGUAACCAUCGGGUCGGAACUCCAGGCUGUUUUUGGGUUGGCCGAUACUAUCCGACAGGAUGCAGCACUAACUAUUGCAGAGCUAAAGAGACGAAACAUAACCGUGUCGAUGCUAAGUGGUGAUGAUGACGGCGCUGUCCAAGCCGUAGCUUCUUCGCUAGGGAUUCCCGUAGAGAACGCUCUAUCUCGAUGUUCCCCAGCUGACAAGCGGGCGUACAUCCAAAAGCUUCUUGGAAACCAGGAAGUGUCAGACAAUAAAAGGCAGCCAGUGGUCGUAUUCGUGGGAGACGGGACAAACGACGCCGUGGCUCUAGCCCAGGCUACGAUCGGCGUGCAUGUCAACUCGGGCACAGAUGUGGCGCAGUCAGCAGCUGACGUCGUGCUGAUGCGGCCCUCGCUCGGCGGCGUGCUCGCCAUGAUAGACGUAUCACGAGCUGCCGUACGCCGUGUCACCUUCAACUUCGGCUGGAGCUUCGUGUACAAUGUGUUCGCGAUCUUGCUCGCGGCCGGAGCAUUCGUAAAUGCUGGUAAGAAAGCGCGCAUCCCGCCCGAGUUCGCUGGACUCGGCGAGUUGGUUAGCGUGCUACCCGUUAUCGUGGUUGCGGUCAGUCUACGCUGGGCUAGAAUUUAGAGGAUCUACGUGAAAUGGCGGAUGAUACUUGGGGGCGGACCUGAUCGUUUUCUAACUCUGAGUCCCCCAUUUACUUUCUUAGACUUAGGCUUGCCUGGCCUCUGGUAAUACUCUCAUGUAUUACGAGAGAUUCUACUUCAAAUCUUGGGUUUGCGGUUAUAACCGUGGUUACAUCCUAUUUAACUCA
Daldinia decipiens is the source of this 4214-nucleotide messenger RNA. Its product is annotated as heavy metal translocatin. Gene Ontology annotation, biological process: monoatomic cation transport. Bases 437 to 4027 code for a protein of 1196 amino acids. Gene Ontology annotation, cellular component: membrane. The transcript is spliced from 3 exons. Gene Ontology annotation, molecular function: ATPase-coupled monoatomic cation transmembrane transporter activity; metal ion binding; ATP binding. The record is from RefSeq and is a predicted model, not a curated record. NCBI's taxonomy places the organism in Eukaryota, Fungi, Ascomycota, Sordariomycetes, Xylariales, Hypoxylaceae.